Molecule: messenger RNA, 1369 nt
Organism: Periconia digitata
Lineage: Eukaryota; Fungi; Ascomycota; Dothideomycetes; Pleosporales; Periconiaceae
Source: the annotation of a GenBank genome assembly
UCAGUACCUUCUCAAAUAGCAUCAUACAGUUGUUCACUCCUGUAUCAUGGCUCUCCGAAAUAUCCUAUGCAGUCUAGCAUUUGUUUCAUCAUCAUGUACAGUCAUUGCCAAAGAAUGUCUGCCAGCUGCAAGCGGUAACGAAACCGGGGAUGACUCCCUGGGAAUCAACAACGCCAUCAAAGAGUGUGGUCAAAACGGUACCAUAGUUCUCUCCUCUCCACAGGGAUACAUGCUUCGUACACCGAUUGACCUGUCGCCCUGCAAACACUGCGACGUUCAGGUCGAGAGUCUACUCAAGGUAGGGCCAGGCCAGCCGAGAUUUUGGAUCGACAUCGGCCACUUGAUCUAUAUUGCGAACACAACCGGCGUCCGCCUAAGAAGUGUGACGGGGGAUGGUGUUAUCGAUGGCAAUGGGGAAGAGUGGUUUAACAGAACAGAAUGGGUCCCACCGCAAUGGAACGGCCCAGCGCUCAUUAAAGUCACCAACCAAGCCAACGACAUAACCAUCCAGAAUAUUGCCCUCACAAACGCCCAGUCCCGCUACAUCCAGCUCCUCGGCAAUUCAACCCGCCUCACCCUUUCUAACCUCACUAUGCACAGCCGCAACGUUCUCCCCCGCGAAACCGAGACGACGCCCUUUGGCAUCGAGACUAGCGAAUCUUCCCUCAUCACCAUCUCGGAUGUCCUCAUGGACUUUCGCAGCAAAACCAGCCCAUCUAGCCCAAACAGCCUCCCCGUAGGUAAUUGCGCUGCAUUCGACCUCGGCACCCACGACCUCUCCAUGCACAAUGUCCGCUGCAACAAUGUCUGGGGUGGUGCGCUCGUUCAAUAUGGUUCCGUCUCCGCCUCUCACCCUCCCGACAUCACAAUGUCCAACCUCCUCAUAUCGAACUUCACGUUCUCCGGUGUCAAAGCUACGGGUUUCCAGAGCCUCGGUGUAUGGGAGCCCAAGUACGUCGCGCGCAAUAUCUCAUGGGAUGGCGUUACCGUUUAUUCCGGUACACCCGCGGAAAUGAAUAUCUGUUAUUACAGAACGCAUACGAAUACGCCGUAUCCGAAUACCUGUCCACCGCGGGUCAAUACGUUGGUAACGGACUUGUGGUUUAAGAACUUCAGAGGUAAGGUGGGCGUAAUGCCUACGGAUCCUGGGUGGGGGAAUUGGAAUAAUAUUAGUCAUGUUGAGGCGCAUUUUGAGAAUUGGGUAGAUGUAGGGGAUGGAACUGUUACAUAGGGGAAAGCUAACCGUUGAACCUGGAUGUCUUCAGUGGAGGACUGGAAUUAGGAAGGUUCGGUCGUUGGUGUCCCGCUACAGACCACAGUGUAUGAGGAGAUAUAAACAUGUUGCGGGUUUUUACUUGAAAGAGCCUAU